AUGGAUCAGAAGUUGCUGCAUAAGAGUUGCUGGUCCAACCGUAGUUGGGAGGAGUGCUGCGCGGUUCGCUCCGAAGCAUACGGGACGGGUUUGCAGGACUGCUUCCUCAGCCCGAGUACAUGGGACAGGUGCUGCAACGUUACGCAAGUACCCCGAGACAUCUUCAGCUGCAGGGACCGCGGGGAGGAGUGGCAGAGACUACGUAUGGGAAUAAUGUAUGCGGUACCAUUGCAGCAGCUGCCGAAUCCAGCAAGGAUGAGGUGGCGUGCUUCUGAGUGCUUGCUGGGUGGACUGCUGGCUUCGCUGAUCCAGUUGAGCAUGGAAGGUUUCUCUGCCGGCGAUGGCUUUCUGAGCCAGCGCGUGAGCACGGCUUGGGAGAUUGCGGAGGAUCUCUUCACCUUGGUGCUCAGGAGUCCUUUGUCUGUGAACGAGAUCAUGCUCAGUGGGUGGCAUCUGGGUGCUGUCCUUCUGUUCCUGCGACAGGUUCCUGAGGUGGAAAGCCAUGUAGGCCCCUGGCUACAUCAUCCAUCGGUUGGCGUUGAGAUCAGGCUUCUGUCAGCGUUGGAGGCCUUACCAGAUGAUCCCAGCUUCCGCAUCCCCCAGGACUUGACCUUUGCGACCAUGAUAUCUCCAAAUUCCAUUAGCGCACCGGUGGCCGUGUGUGUGGCUUCGUGGUCGGCAGCAGUGAACUUCCUUCGCGAGGCUUGGCGGGGGGAGACUGCAGAAGACAAGGCCGCCCAGGCAGAGGUCUCAACACUCCUGGCACUCGGUGAGAUGCAGCUAAAGAGGGAACUCCUCGGAGGUCACGGAGUCGCACCGCUGAAGAGACUGCUCGCUGCACCUCCAUUCGUGCUCCACUUGUUCCAGGCCCUGCACCUGCAGCCUAUCGUGCAUGCGGAGGCGUUGGCUGGGUUUCCCCAACUUCCGCCCCUUCUGCAUCAAAAAGCCAUGCCCAGCAGCUGGCAGCAAGGCAAACUGCCUCUAUUGGAGCUGCACCCAUUGCCUGCAGAUGACAGCUUGAGUAACGCUGUCCGCGCAAAAAGGGAACCUAUGUGCAUGGACUGGGCAUUCCUCUUGGUGAUCUCCAUGCUUGCCAAGGAAGUGCUUGCAAGGAAGCCGUCCUGGUCGGCCGGGGCCGAGCAUCUGAGCUGGUGGGAGGCUGGUGCCAACCAGGGCGACUGCAGCACUAUGGCCGUCCACAUGCUGUCUUCUUGGGGCAGGCGAAGCAGACAACCGCGAAGCCUUUUUGACAUCGAUGCCAUCCUCUUUGAGCCGAUCCACGACUCGGCAGUUGCGACGCGAGGAUCAGCUGCCGCGCUGCUGAGGCGCCUUCGCCAGAACGGCGAUGGCUCGAAACUGGCAGUGAGGCAGAUGGCGUUGGGUGCAAAGGUAGGGGAGUUGGACAUCAACCUAAAGCGGCGUGCCUCAGCGCAAGCCUCCUUCCCUGAAUGCCAAGGCCUUCCUGGCUUUUGCGAGGUGCAACGAGUCACCAUGGAGACUGUCGACAACCUGCUGCAGAAAGAGACCGAGGUCGUGGACAUGUUGAAGAUUCAUGUCCAAGGCUUUGAGCUCGAGAUCCUCGCCGGAGCGCAGCAUGCGCUGUCCCAGGGCCACUUCUGCUUAGUUCUUCUUCUCACCGCUGCAAUGCAUCGUGAAGAUACCCUGAGCAAGGAUGCGAUGGAUGUUGCGCUAACGUCCUUGACGCAGAUGUUGAGUAACUACACCGCGAUGGCCAUAAAGUGGAAGUUUCGGGAAGAUCCUGAGAUUCUGUCCCUGAAGCGAGCUCACGCUCGAAUCAUUGAAAGGAAGAUGUUGGCGCCGAAGGAACCAUAUGAGAACUUCAACGUGGUCGCCUGGCACCACGGCCCACGCUGCAGUGGCCGCACGUCGGUCCGUGUCGCUAAACAGAUGUUUGGCGUGUAG
This is a messenger RNA of Symbiodinium sp. CCMP2456, 1923 nucleotides long. The record is from the annotation of a GenBank genome assembly. NCBI's taxonomy places the organism in Eukaryota, Dinophyceae, Suessiales, Symbiodiniaceae.